Molecule: messenger RNA, 1176 nt
Organism: Daphnia pulicaria
Lineage: Eukaryota; Metazoa; Arthropoda; Branchiopoda; Diplostraca; Daphniidae
Exons: 3
Coding region: 1-1176 (391 amino acids)
Source: RefSeq, a predicted model, not a curated record
AUGUACGGCAAACUGGAAGUCCUGAUCGAGGGGCACACUCACAAAUUGGAUACGCUUCAACCAGUUAAAUACAUGGCUGACACCACUGCUCUCAGAUGCUUCCAGCUGACUAUCCAGUCGCACAUCAACGCAUUGGAGACUCUUGGAAUAGCGAGAACAAGCCACGAGGAAGCUGCAGAGCGACUCAGUCGUCUGAGAGCUCAAACACCAAAGCCGGCCCAAAAUUCUCAACAACCGGCUAAAGCAGCACCAGCAACAACACUAACAGCUUCUCAGCUUGGAAUCAGCAGCAAGCCGACUCCUCAACCCAAAUCUCUGAAGCAGGCUGGUGUCGACUACGAAGGCCUCCACACAUAUCUACCUCAUUAUCCAGUCUACCGAACAGACAAAGCCACCACAAAAAUCAGACAAGUAUUUGACGGCGCCGCCAAAUCCAAAUAUAGACCGAACUUGAACGACGUUUUGGAGACCGGACCAAAUCUGAAUCCAAAUCUCCUCUGGGUUUUGAUGCGUUUCCGGAUGAACCGGAUCUCCUGGAUUGCGGACAUUGAAAAAGCAUUUCUCAAAAUCGUGCCGAAGCCAGAAGACGCCGAAGCAGUCAGAUUUUUAUGGCAAAGGGAGCCGGAAGAUCCCAGCUUCGAUCUCAUGGCAUAUAAAUGGAAAAGAGUCCCAUUAGGGCUAAGUUCCACUCCAUUUCUUUUAAGAGUCAGUGUUAACAAACAUUUGCUCUCAGUUAAAUCUACAUUUCCAGAAACUGUCGAGCAAAUAGAAAAGCAGCUAUACGUAGACGACUUCCUCGGAGGCGCAGACGAUAAGACAACAGCCGUAACAACGGUGGGAGAAACUGUCACGCUAUUCUCAGAAGCCCAACUCAACAUGAGGAGCUGGACAACGAACAACAAACAGCUCCGUGACUUUCUCACCGAAAAGGAAAUGUCAAACCAAUUUGUCGGAAUCCCUUCUCUCACGAUAGAUGGCCAACCAAAAGCACUGGGUCUUAGAUGGGAUACGAACUCCGACAAAACUAUCAAGAGGAAAGUUUUUAGUAUCUCCGCAAGAAUAUUCGACCCAAUUGGUUUCCUAGCACCCACAACUUUACUUUUAAAAAUAAUCUAUCAAAAACUUUGGGAAGGAGAAAUGGGUUGGGACUCCCGGCUUGAAAAAUACCUGGCGUAA